Messenger RNA from Staurois parvus, 338 nucleotides. The record is from the annotation of a GenBank genome assembly. NCBI's taxonomy places the organism in Eukaryota, Metazoa, Chordata, Amphibia, Anura, Ranidae.
AUGAUUUUGCAUUUCUGGGUAGGGGGCAUGAUGACUGUUUAUUAACAGUGAUCCUCCCUCUCAGCUUGGGCACACUGCUGUGGAUGGCUGUGCAUAGCACAGCCAUCCACAGCAGUGUGAUUACAGUGAAUCACACACAUCCCGCCCCAUAGUAAAACACUCCCAGCACACAGUUAACCCUUUGAUUGCCCCUCAUGUUAACCCCUUCCUGCCCAGUGUCAUUAGUACAGUGUCAGUGCUUUUUUUUUUUAGCACUGAUCACUGUAUUGGUGUCACUGGGGAUGUCAGUGACACCAAGUCAGUUCCACCCAGUGUCAGAAUGUCCGCCGCAGUCCCGC